Messenger RNA from Trypanosoma theileri, 339 nucleotides. RefSeq names its product rRNA-processing protein CGR1. The coding region runs from base 1 to 339 and encodes 112 amino acids. The transcript has a single exon. The record is from RefSeq and is a predicted model, not a curated record. Lineage: Eukaryota; Euglenozoa; Kinetoplastea; Trypanosomatida; Trypanosomatidae.
AUGGGAAAGCUGGAGCAACGUAAACUCGCAAAGGCGCCACGCACACCGAUGCGCACUUCUAGCCUGAAAGACACAAAGAAAGCAUCGCAGAAGUUGGAGAAAAAGUUAAAGAAACAAGAAGAUGUGCGCCGUGUCCGUGAAUUAUCAAAGAAACUUCGUGAUGAACUUAACAAUGAGGAGAAGCGGGCACGGGAAGCACGUAAAGCUAACAUGGAACGGAAGACCGAAAAUGAAAAAAAGAAUAUGGUAGUGCAGAAAAUCAAAAAUGAUAAGGCUAUUCGUAAAUUAAGCCCGAAACACCGUAAGAAGGCAAGAAUAUUUAUGCUUCAUGAACUGUAA